Messenger RNA from Cyclocybe aegerita, 1086 nucleotides. The record is from the annotation of a GenBank genome assembly. Lineage: Eukaryota; Fungi; Basidiomycota; Agaricomycetes; Agaricales; Hemipholiotaceae.
AUGGCUACAAGUCUUGGCAUCUGGCAUCUGGUUCUGAAAGGUGGAGAGGAGAAAGGGAUCGUUCCGCCCUGUGCCAUUCAAAUUACAAAUGUCUCGUAUGGCGAAGAAAUUGCAGAUGCGAGCAGCAGGGGUGUCGUCAAAUUGACGUUCCAGGGUCUUUCUCAGCAAGACAGCGACGGCGAAGAUGACGAAGACCAAGACGGCAGUGCUAGUGGCCUGGCUCCCUCAACUACCGUGCUUUGCGCUCUAACGCCUGGAAAAAUUGAACACGCUCCAGUUAGUCUCAUUCUUGAGGAGGAAAUGCCUUACGCCUUCAAUCUCACCGGCAAAAACACCGUGUAUCUCACUGGCAAUUACAUCGAUCAAGGACAUGACCAAGACCCCUUCGAUUCAGAUUCAGAGGACGCAGAUUCAGAGGACGCCUAUGACUUGCGGGAAGUCAGCUCUGAUGUUGAGAUGCAUCCAGACGACCUUGACGGUAUUGAUAGUGACGCCAGUCGAUUCGAGGAGGUCACGGAGGAGCCAUCCAAGAAUCAAAAACGCCCCCGGGACUCGGAUGCUGCUGCUGAAGAGGAGAAAGGCAGCAAGUCCGAGAAAAAGAACAAGAAGCUGAAGGGCGAAGGAGGGAAGGCUGUCGAUGUGGAGGCAGCACCGGCUCAAAACGAGGAGAAAAGGAAAGACAAAAAAAAGAAGGAGAAGUCUGGCGACCAGGGCGAGACCAAGGGGGAAGGAAAAGAAAAAGAGAAAUAUCCGAAGAAGACUCUCGCCGGAGGUGUUGUCAUUCAAGACGCCAAAGUUGGCACUGGACCCAUGGCGAAGAAAGGGAACACGGUUCGCAUGCGCUACGUUGGCAAGCUCACCAAUGGAAAGGAAUUCGACAAGAACGUGAGCGGUAAACCGUUCGCCUUCCACCUGGGGAAAGGCGAAGUCAUCAAAGGUUGGGACGAGGGUAUUGUUGGCAUGCAAGUCGGAGGGGAGCGUAUCCUCACCAUCCCGCCCAAGAUGGGCUACGGUGGGCAGGGCCAAAAAGGCAUUCCAGCCAACUCGACCCUUGUUUUCGAUGUUAAACUCUUGGAAAUCAAGUAA